UCGCCUGGGUGUGAGACUCUCCCCGGCGUGGGGCGAGGCAGCUGGCGGCUCCGUUAUGUCCUAUCGAAAGCAACUUUCCGGAUCUCAAAAAAGAAAACGGAAAGAUGAAAUAGGAUUAGCUAUACAAGCACAGAAGGGUUCUAUACUUAAGUUUGUACGUCAUGAAAACAACGAAGUUGAUCAAGAUGAAAACAAGGAAGUUGAUCAAGAUCAUCAAGUAACUGCCGAAGAAAAUUUUUAUGCAGACAAAGCUCAAGAAAUGCAACAAAACACGGAACAAUCAUUUGAAACAGAUGCAGACACAAACCAAGAAAUUACAACAGUUGAAACUGUACUAGCAUGGGAUAUAGAUGACAUUGGCACAUGGCCGCAAUCUUUAAACAACAAAUUACGCGCCAUUAUACUUGAGAGAGGCCCUGUGAGAAUAGAAGGUCUUGAAUAUCCUAAAGACAUUAGAGGUAGGAAAUUCACAGAAAACAAUUACUACAAAAGACUUUCUAAUGGUGAAAUUGUCAACAGACGGUGGCUUGUGUACUCUAAAUGCAAGGAUGCUGUAUUUUGUUUCCCGUGCAAGAUUUUCAACAGUUGCAAUUUAAAGAUCGCAACCAUGGGUAUUAAUGAUUGGCAAAAUCUUAGUCACACAUUACCGCAACAUGAAAAGGAACAACACCACAUUGAAAGUAUGCACAAAUGGUGUGAGCCAAGUGUAAGGUUAAAGAAUCAGACAACUCUCGAUGCCCAAAAUCAAAGAUUGCUGGAGUCAGAGAAGCAGCACUGGCGUCUUGUUCUUGAACGUCUGUUAUCUAUUGUUGAAUAUCUAUCAACAAACAAUCUUGCUUUUAGAGGAAGCACUGAGAAAUUAUACCAGCCCCAAAAUGGCAAUUUUUUGGGCCUUGUACAGCUGCUGGGAAAUUUUGACACAGUGAUGAAUGAAUAUCUCCGAAGAGUAACUGAAAAUGAAAUACAUGAUGACUAUUUGGGACCAAGAAUUCAAAAUGAACUGAUCAUGCUAAUGAGUAAUAAAGUGAGAGACAAAAUUGUUUCAUUGGUUACUUUGGCAAAAUAUUUUGCUGUAAUUCUAGAUUGCACUCCGGACAUAAGUCAUAAAGAACAGAUGUCGUUAGUAGUGAGAUUUGUCGACAUUAGUGAUUCAGCACAGAUUACAGUUAAGGAAUCGUUUAUCACAUUUUUAGAAGUAGAGGACACUACAGGGUUUGGACUUCUUCAAGCUCUCCUUGAUGAGCUAAAACGAAUGGGAUUGUCCGUAAUGAACAUUAGAGGACAAGGCUAUGAUAAUGGCGCCAAUAUGAGAGGAUGCAUUUCUGGCGUGCAAGCUAGAUUGCUGGCAGAAAAUCCACGAGCCUUUUUUGUUCCGUGUGCAUGCCACAGCCUUCAUUUGAUUCUGUGUGAUAUGGCCAAGUCGUCUGUAGAAGCUAUAUGUUUUUUUGGUUUGCUCCAACGUAUUUUUGUCCUCUUUUCAGCUUCCACUGAACACUGGCAAAUAUUCAAAGCGCAUGUCAGCGGUAUCACCGUUAAGCCUCUAUCUGAGACACGCUGGGAAAGCAGAGUAGAAAGUGCAAAAACAUUGCGAUAUCAAUCUGAGGAAGUUUACGAAGCGCUGGUUGCUAUUUCGGAAGAAGCCAGAGAUCCAAAAGCUAAAAGUCAAGCAGAGUCAUUGGCCUCUGAAAUAGCCAGCUUCAAGUUUCUAACAUCUGUCGUAAUCUGGUAUGACAUUCUUGUUAACAUCUCAAGUGUAAGCAAAAUCAUGCAGAGUCCAACGAUGCAGCUUGAUUCAACACUUACCUUACUAAACACCACACGAGACUUUUUAGUGAAAUACAGAGAAAAUGGAUUCAAAGAAGCACAGGUUACAGCAAGAGAGCUUGCAGAGGCACUCGGUGUGGAACCAAAAUUUCCGUGUCCGAACGUGACAAGAGUUUCGAGGAAAAAACGGCAAGCGGAAGAUGAAGGAGCCGAUGAGCCCAUAGACGAUCCAGAAAAGAAAUUUGAGGUUGACUUUUUUAAUGUCGUGAUGGAUAAAGCAAUAUCUGCCGUCGAUGAAAGGUUUAAUACCUUACGAGCACACCAUGAACAGUUUGGAUUUUUGUAUGACAUAACUAAAUUCAACGAAAUAGGAAAACAAGAGCAGUUAAUGACAAAGUGCAAGAACCUAGAGAGCCUCCUGAAGCACGGAGAUAGUUCUGAUUUAAAUGGACUUGAACUGUACGAAGAAUUGAGUUCAUUGUCAACAGUGUUGCCACAUGCAAAAUCGGUGAUGGACAUUGUACAGUUUAUUCAUACCAGCAAACUUGUUGACAUAUAUCCUAAUGUGUACAUUGCCACUCGUAUUCUACUAACAAUUCCUAUAACCGUAGCAUCAGGAGAACAGAAACUAAAGCUCAUUAAAAACUAUCUCCGCUCUACAAUGAGCCAGGAACACUUGACUGGUCUUGCUAUUCUUUCAAUUGAACAAGACAUCACUUUGUCUUUGUCAUACGAUGACGUUAUUACUGAUUUUGCAGACGAAAAAACCAGAAAGAUUGUUUUUAAUUAA
Molecule: messenger RNA, 2554 nt
Organism: Terrapene triunguis (Three-toed box turtle)
Lineage: Eukaryota; Metazoa; Chordata; Testudines; Emydidae
Product: zinc finger MYM-type protein 1-like
Exons: 2
Coding region: 56-2554 (832 amino acids)
Molecular function (GO): protein dimerization activity
Source: RefSeq, a predicted model, not a curated record